GACAAUGACAACAGCAACAUUCAAACACAUCGACCCCAAAUCCUACGACCCCGACGCAACAGCCCCCUUCCACAAACCCUGGAGCAAAGUCGACGGCCCAGGCUCAUCCUUCGACCUCAUCUCACUUCCCCGCCAUGUCAUCAACCUCCGCCAUCAACACAACCCUGAAUCUACAACAACGGAUACAACAGACUUCACCAUAGACACAGCAGGCUUCUCCUUCCACCAUGCCCCAUCCACCGAAAAAGCCUUCACGGACGAGUCCGCAAUCCGCACAGCCUACUACGCAGAAGUAGAGGCCCUCCUGCGCACCAUCCACCCCGCUAUCAAAAAAGUCGUCCCCUUCGACCAUACCAUCCGUCGCAGAGUGGCCGGGUCCCCGCGCAGUCCGGUCGAAAUGCUCCACGUGGACCAGACGCCCGCUGCGGCGGCGGCGCGUGUGCGUCGACACCUUCCUGCCGACGAAGCCGACGCGGUCCUCAGCAAAACCGACACAAACCACAAAAGCAAGCGCUACCAAAUCAUCAACGUCUGGCGCCCCAUCGAAAACCCAGCCACAGACUACCCCCUCUCCGUCAUCGACUGGCGCACAACCACCCCCAAAGAUUUCGUCCCUGUCGACCUCCUCUACCCCGAAGCCACCCAGUCCGAAACAGACAGCACCGGCAAAGAGGUGCCCCCCGAGCCAGGCUCCGCGACCUCCACAGCGGGGUACGCCGUGCGCGGGGAGAUCUACGUUGUGGCGCCGAACGAGGCGCACCGGUUCUACUACGUGAGUGAUAUGGUGCCGGAGGAGGUUGCGAUCGCGGAUCCACUCACUCACGAUUAA
This is a messenger RNA of Aspergillus candidus, 829 nucleotides long. RefSeq lists its product as uncharacterized. The coding region runs from base 5 to 829 and encodes 274 amino acids. NCBI's taxonomy places the organism in Eukaryota, Fungi, Ascomycota, Eurotiomycetes, Eurotiales, Aspergillaceae. The transcript is spliced from 2 exons. Gene Ontology annotation, molecular function: oxidoreductase activity. The record is from RefSeq and is a predicted model, not a curated record.